Wyeomyia smithii (pitcher-plant mosquito) is the source of this 959-nucleotide messenger RNA. RefSeq names its product 2-methoxy-6-polyprenyl-1,4-benzoquinol methylase, mitochondrial (gene Coq5). The coding region runs from base 51 to 935 and encodes 294 amino acids. The transcript has 4 exons. Gene Ontology annotation, molecular function: methyltransferase activity. The record is from RefSeq and is a predicted model, not a curated record. Gene Ontology annotation, biological process: ubiquinone biosynthetic process. NCBI's taxonomy places the organism in Eukaryota, Metazoa, Arthropoda, Insecta, Diptera, Culicidae.
AUUUUGUGUUUGAAGUAAAUAUUUAACUGGCAUAACAAUAAUCCUUCAUAAUGAUAAAAAGCGUAAUAAAAAUUUCAAAGCGUAAUUUAGUACGUUCGUUUCAGUCGAAAACCGUAACAUAUAGAUAUGCGUCACAAAACAUUAAAAAUGAAGGCGAAGCGGAAACACAUUUUGGAUUUGGAACUGUAAAGGAGGCUGAAAAGUGGCGGAAGGUGCACAAAGUUUUUGAAGAUGUGGCCUCUUCAUACGAUCUUAUGAAUGAUGCUAUGUCACUUGGGAUUCAUAGAUUUUGGAAAGAUGUAUUCGUGGAGCGACUCGCUCCGAUCGCUGGUGGAAAUAAACUAUUGGACAUGGCAGGAGGAACUGGUGACAUUGCUUUUCGGUUUUUGAAGUACCUGAAUAACAUGCCAAAGGAUGUGGAACAAGAGAGCAAUCAUGUAACCGUUUCGGAUAUUAAUCAAAACAUGUUGGACGUCGGGAUACAGAGAUUCAGCAAGCUCAACUGCGAUCAGAGCAAUUGUACUAUAAAUUGGGUUCGCGCUGAUGCAGAGAACCUACCGUUUGAUGACAAUUCAUAUACAGCAUAUACUAUUGCGUUUGGUAUAAGGAAUGUAACGCAUAUAGACAAGGUGCUAUCGGAAGCAUACCGUGUAUUACAGCCUGGCGGGCGAUUCCAUUGUUUGGAAUUCAGUCAUAUGACAAACGGUUACUUGAAAUGGAUGUAUGAUCAAUAUUCAUUUCAAGUCAUUCCGCCUAUGGGGCAAAUUCUAGCUGGUCAAUGGCAACCGUACCAAUAUUUGGUCGAAAGUAUUCGAAGGUUUCCUGAUCAACAACACUUUGCGAGGCUCAUUGAAGACGCAGGAUUUGAAUGUGUUGAAUACGAGAAUCUUACUGGUGGAAUAUGUGCCAUUCAUUCUGGAUUUAAAUUGAAGUAGUAAAACAGUGUGCGGUAAAACGUA